Messenger RNA from Hirundo rustica (Barn swallow), 1251 nucleotides. Its product is annotated as putative glutamine amidotransferase-like class 1 domain-containing protein 3B, mitochondrial. The coding region runs from base 42 to 716 and encodes 224 amino acids. The transcript is spliced from 4 exons. Lineage: Eukaryota; Metazoa; Chordata; Aves; Passeriformes; Hirundinidae. The record is from RefSeq and is a predicted model, not a curated record.
GCGUGCGGCUCUCCGCGGAACCCCUCUCCUCCCGGGGGACCAUGGCAAAGCGGGUGGCCGUGGUGCUGGCCGGCUGCGGCGUGUUCGACGGCAGCGAGGUCCACGAGGCUUCGGCGGUGCUGGUGCAUCUCAGCCGGGAAGGGGCUCAGGCUGAGGUUUAUGCUCCCAACAUCCCCCAGAUGCACGUGGUGGACCACGUGAAGGGGCAGCCAACGCCGGAGCAGCGCAAUGUCCUGGUGGAAAGUGCCAGGAUAGCCAGAGGCAACAUCAAGGACCUGGCUACGCUGGAUGUCAAGGGGCUGGAUGCCCUCAUCAUUCCAGGUGGCUUUGGGGUGGCAAAAAACCUGAGCACUUGGGCCACCCAGGGCAAGAACUGCAGCAUCUCCAAAGAGGUGGAGGGUGUCCUGAGGGCGUUCCACGCCGCCCACAAACCCAUCGGGAUGUGCUGCAUCUCCCCAGUGCUGGCAGCCAAAAUCUUCCCGGGCUGUGAGGUGACCGUGGGAUACGACACGGAGUGUGAGCAGUGGCCUUACGCCAAGACUGCUGAGGCCAUGAAGGAGCUGGGCUGCAGGCACGUGAACAGCCAGGUCACCGAGGCGCACGUGGACGCCAGGAACCGGCUGGUGACCACCAGCGCCUUCAUGUGCAACGCCCCCAUCCACCACGUCCACGACGGCAUCGGGAAAAUGGUGCGGGAAGUGCUGAGGCUGGCCUGAGCUCCCACGGGCGUCCUGCGGGGAUGACGUCCUCCCCCUCUGACACGGCAGCAGGAGAAGGGACGCUCGGGGCUCUGCUCCCGGCCUCUGCUCAGGAGGGAUCAUCUCGGGUUCUGCCAAGGGCACGUCACUCACUGGCAGGAGAUGGGCUGGGAGCUGGCAUGGGAUCAUGGGAUGGGUUGGGUUGGGAGGAACGUUAAAGCUCAUCUUGUUCCAUCUCCUCCCAUGGGCAGGGACGCCUUCCACUAUCCCACUGCUCCAAGCUGGCCUAGAACAUUCCAGGCAUCCAGGGGCAGCCACAGCUUCUCUGGGCAGCCUGUGCCGGGGCCUCACCACCCUCAAAGGGAGGAAUUCCAUCCCAAUAUCCCACCCAUCCCUGCCCUCCCUCAGCCUGAGGCCAGGCAGGAGCCAGGCUCCCCCAGGGCUCCAGCUGCUCCCAACCCCUCCCUCAGAGCAGUGAACUGCGGCCAGAGGAAGGAACCCAGUUCUGCUACCAAAUAAAACCUGAUGCUUCUACUGAAUUCAGCACUCUGCU